Messenger RNA from Acinonyx jubatus (cheetah), 2956 nucleotides. RefSeq names its product C-type lectin domain containing 20A (gene CLEC20A). Lineage: Eukaryota; Metazoa; Chordata; Mammalia; Carnivora; Felidae. The record is from RefSeq and is a predicted model, not a curated record. The transcript has 11 exons. The coding region runs from base 1 to 2025 and encodes 674 amino acids.
AUGACCCCUGGGCUGGGACUGGAGAUGCUGGCGGGUCCUCCAGCUUUUCUCCGCGACGGGCAGCAUCUUGGACUCUGGGCAUCUGGCGGGUGGGUUGGGGGCAGCCAUGCGCCAACGGCCUCUCCUGUCCCAGCCCUGCGGCUGCUGAACAGUGGCAAGACGUUCUCGAGGGUGGAGGCGACGCUGAGCUGGUCUGAGGCCCUGCGGUACUGCCGGCGGCACCACACGGACCUGGCGGACCUGCAGAGCAUGAACAGCGUGAGCAGCAUAAGCUCCCUCUACUCCCUCACGAGCAGCACCGAGGCGUGGAUCGGCCUCUUCUUCGACGUGCGCGUGCGCGGCCUGAGCUGGUCCAGCGGCUCCACCUUCGCGGCGCCCGUGUGGAGCUCGCUGCCGGUGUUCGCCGAGGGCGUCUGCGCCACUCUGUAUUCCGUAUCCGUCUUCCCCAACCUCGGGGCCGCCUCGUGCACGGCGCAGAAGCCCUUCAUCUGCUACUACGACCCUGCUGUGGGGCACCGCACCCCCACAGAGCCCGCUCUCAGCCCAACCACCUCUCCAAAGCCAGCUGUGGUCCAGAUUGGCCGACAGACCUUCAUGCGAUUCGACCAAGAAAUGACCUGGCUGGAGGCCCUGCGGUAUUGCCACAGCCACCACACGGACCUGGCCGACCUGCAGAUGGUGACCGACGAGGCGGGCAAGGAGGCCUUGAAGUCCAUCACGAGUGAGACCGAGGCCUGGAUCGGCCUCUACUUCAACGCGACCUCUGGGUCUCUGAGCUGGUCCAGCAACCUGGGUGCCAGCAUCCCCACCUGGCUUCAAGUGCCCGAGCUGGGGACGGGACUGUGUGCGGGGCUCCGCACCUACGCACGCUACUCCCCCCGAGUGUAUUCGUUGGCCUGCUCUUCCCUGAGACCCUUCAUCUGCUUCUAUGACCCUUCCGUUGGGCACCGGGAGUCCACAGCUCUCCAGCCAUCCUUUCACGCUCCCUCCUCCGAAGUUGCCGUGGAGACCAUGCGCAGGCCAAGUACGUGCCUGUUUUCGGUUCUGUGUGGGUGCUUUGGACCUGUCCUUGGCUGGGUCCCAAGGCCUCAGGGUCUGAGAGCUGGAGAGGUCACCUGCAUGCCCCGUGGGAUCCGCCCAGAAGAGGAUUUUCCAGACCACCCCCACCCCCUGCAGGGCCAGCUGGGGUUGGAGAAGGGGGACUCACCCGGUCGGCACUGGGAGCGCAGGGCCGCCGCAGGGCCCCGGGAGCCGGGCGCCCCGCGCGCCCCGCCUCGGCCGCUGGACGCCACCCGUCGGGGUCUUUGUCCCACGGCCCGGGCCUGGUGGGGAUGCCGGGCGCGGGGCGCCCCUCGCGAGCUUUCUCUCCUGCCGCCGGGACCAGCGCCCGGCGCGGCUCCCGAAGCGAGUCAGCCCCGGGCCCGCCGAGUGCGCCCCCCGCGCGCCCCGCUCCCGAGAGCCCCGCGGCUCCCCAGCCAAGGGGACGGCUGCCACGCGGCCUCCGGCCCAGCCUGCGCGCCCCGGGGACUCCUUACCCCGCGAGGAAGGGGCCGGGACCCUGCUGGUAACUGUUCAGGGCGCGACCUUGGCCCCACGGCCCGGGCCUCCCCGCCGAGAGCGGCUCGCCGUCCGGGGACGCUGUCUAUCCCCCCGGGGGGGCGGGGAGCCGGGCCCGCUCUGGCCGCCACUUCGAGCCCUGCCACCGUCCACGCGUCCCCGGAGGUCCCCGUUACCGAAGCUGUGACCACUGAAGGAAGUGGCAGUGCCGUGAGAGAGACAGCCGCCACCACUCAGGCCCAACGCGUGAGCUCACCCGAACACCCAGAGUCUAAAGGCAAAACUCCGGCGCCAGCAUCAGGGCAGGUCUUUGGAAUCCUGAAAGCGGAUUUUACCAUCCCAGCUCUCCUGGACCCAGAAGAUGUGAAAGACCAAUUUUUGAGUGAGAUCCGAGAAGUCUUAAAGCUUACAUUAGGUCACGAGCAAUUCAGAUUGAAAUGGGUUGGCUUUGAAGUGAACAAAAAAUAGCCCAUGUCGGCAGACCCAGAGGCCUCUCACACCAUCUUGUCUGGAUUUUGAGUGACUUGUGGUCUAUGAUGCUAGCAGAUGAGAACAUACGUUUGUUCCAGGCGCUCAGAAAUAACUGCGGAUAUACGAAGAGGUGACUACACAGCUACACCUGUGAGGAAAAACUGGCCUCCCUGGAUUUUAUAGGGGGCAGGAGGUAAGCAGAGGAAGAUGGAGGCAUCUGGGAACAGUAACCUUGAGAAUGACAAGCAAACAGGAACCCAAACCCCAACGAAACAACACCAGUCCUGAGACAAACCGCAUUCAUCUCCCUGGAGAAGAAAGAGAGGACAGUGGUGGCUGAGAAGCUGAGGGAGGCCACACUUCCGGAGAAGCGGAGGACACUUUCUUCACUAGCCACCCGAGCUGUUACAGAGACCUCAGGCUGUCCGGAGUGAGGAGCUCCCCGAGGGCAUCCUCGCAAUACGACACAUUAAUGGUGGGUUUGUCCUCCUCCAUCCGAACACUCUUUGCCUGUCCGGUGGGAAGUUCUCCAACACGUUGUCCUCAAUGCUAAGACAGAACUUCAGAAGAAUGUUCCCGUAAGCACGUCCUUUCUGGUUUUUCGCCAGGUGUUCUGAUCAUCCAGAUACAUGCUCGAAGUAAGGUGGUAACAUGUCAAAUACAGUGGCAACUUUAGUCUGAAAUGUUUAAAGUUAAAGUUUAUUUGUAUUCUUUGUAGGAAUAGCAAUAAAAGACCUCAAACGUAUCUAUAUCUGUACAUGUACAAGAACCAUCAAAAAGUAUUCACAGAACAAAAAUAAAUCUUCUUUAGAACAAACCCAGGUAAUGAAAUGCAGAUAUGGAUCUCACGUAUGGAAUAAUCUAAGUGCUACCGGCACAAAAAUAUGGCUUUAAAAGUAAAAUAAAAUCUUGGGUUUUGUUUUUCUAA